This is a messenger RNA of Raphanus sativus (radish), 1646 nucleotides long. Its product is annotated as serine carboxypeptidase-like 46. Gene Ontology annotation, cellular component: vacuole. The record is from RefSeq and is a predicted model, not a curated record. Gene Ontology annotation, biological process: proteolysis. NCBI's taxonomy places the organism in Eukaryota, Viridiplantae, Streptophyta, Magnoliopsida, Brassicales, Brassicaceae. The coding region runs from base 156 to 1547 and encodes 463 amino acids. Gene Ontology annotation, molecular function: serine-type carboxypeptidase activity. The transcript is spliced from 10 exons.
UUUUUCAGAGAAGGAAAUAUUUACAAAAUACUCGAUAUUAACAACAAAAAGAUAUGAAAAGGUGAUUUCUUGAUAUAAAUGCCGUACCAUAUGAGAAAAAAAAGAAGCCAGAACCCAAAGUCAUCUUCUAUUCUCUAUUGAUUUAGACAAGAACCAUGAUGUCUCACCGGCAAUGCUUAACAACGGUGACUGCACUAAUUCUGCUUCAUGCUCUGAGUUUAGUGAGCUCCACUGUUAUGUCCCGGGCUGACCGGAUCACCAGUUUACCCGGUCAACCCAAGGUAGGGUUUCAGCAGUACUCUGGUUAUGUCUCUAUAGACAAGAAGAAACAGAGAGCUCUGUUUUACUACUUGGCUGAAGCAGAAACCAAGCCCAUCUCUAAGCCUCUCGUCCUUUGGCUCAAUGGAGGACCUGGAUGUUCAUCAUUGGGUGUUGGUGCAUUCUCUGAGAAUGGACCUUUUAGACCAAAGGGAUCAGUCUUGGUGAGGAAUCAGCAUAGUUGGAAUCAUGAGGCUAAUAUGUUGUAUCUGGAAACACCUGUUGGAGUUGGAUUCUCUUAUGCAACUCAGAGCUCUUCGUAUGAGGGUGUCAACGAUAAGAUCACUGCAAAAGACAAUCUUGUGUUCUUGCAAAAAUGGUUCAAAAGAUUCCCUCAAUACCUCAACAGAAGUCUCUUCAUCACUGGUGAAAGCUAUGCUGGCCAUUAUGUUCCUCAGUUGGCUCAGCUUAUGGUUCAGUAUAACAAGAAGCACCAUUUGUUUAACCUCAAAGGCAUUGCUCUUGGCAACCCGGUUUUGGAGUUCUCUACCGAUUUCAACUCACGGGCAGAAUAUUUCUGGUCUCAUGGGUUGAUAUCGGAUCCAACUUACAAAAUGUUUACAUCUUAUUGUAAUUACUCACGGUAUGUGAGUGAGUACUAUAGAGGAGAAGUCUCAAGUAUGUGUUCUAAAGUUAUGAGUCAAGUUAGCACCGAAACAAGCAGAUUCGUAGAUAAAUAUGACGUUACUCUUGACGUCUGCAUUCCCUCUGUGUUAUCUCAAUCCAAAGUAGUUAGCCCUCAACAAGUUGGAGAGACGGUGGAUGUGUGUGUAGAAGACGAGACGGUUAACUAUCUUAACCGGAGAGAUGUGCAAAAAGCUCUCCAUGCUCGGCUUGUCGGAACUCGCAAAUGGGCCGUGUGCAGCAAUGUGCUGGAUUACGAACUACUUGAUGUGGAAGUACCGACGAUAAACAUUGUAGGAAGUCUUGUCAAAGCUGGAGUUCCAGUUCUUGUGUACAGUGGAGAUCAAGACUCCGUCAUUCCGUUAACGGGAAGUAGAACAUUGGUGAACAGACUGGCUCAACAGUUGGGACUGAGUACAACCGUGCCUUAUCGCGUUUGGUUCGCAGGACAACAGGUUGGUGGGUGGACUCAGGUUUAUGGGAACGUAUUGGCGUUUGCAACGGUGAGAGGAGCAGCUCACGAGGUACCGUUCUCGCAGCCCGAGAGAUCACUUGUGUUGUUCAAGGCCUUCUUGGGUGGUAAUCCUCUCCCUGAAGAAUUCUGAUGUUAUUUCUAUUUUCUGAGCUUGUAAGUAAAAACAUUAUUACAUCUUUUGGUUAAACAAUAUUUUCAAAAAUGGUUUUACAUUUUGAUUAUGGCAUAG